Molecule: messenger RNA, 313 nt
Organism: Caenorhabditis angaria
Lineage: Eukaryota; Metazoa; Nematoda; Chromadorea; Rhabditida; Rhabditidae
Source: the annotation of a GenBank genome assembly
AUGACGAUGACCGAAGUGAAACAUUGUUUUUUGGAUGACGAUGAACAUGAAUGUUGUAUUGAUAUGUUGCACGAAACCAAAAAAGAUAACACAUUACCUUUAAUUACAAUGACACCACAAAUGCCAGCUACUGUAAGUUCCUUUAAAACUUCAAUCUAAUUGUUUUUGAUUGUGGAAUUAUUGUUUGCAGAUAAAAACUCAAGAUCGGCCAGUUGUAUUGUAUAUGGCUCCGGUCGCCAAACAAGCCAGUAAUUGUAUUUGCCCAAAACCUGAUGAGGAUUUAUCGUCUGGUGUUCGAAAUGUGCAUAUUUGA